CUGAUGCUAACCACGCCUUCUUGGUCCUGCUAUUUCACCACCCACCAUUUUUGCUGUACAUACAGCAAAACAAGCAAAAGGGAGAGAAAGGAUCAGCGCAGAAUGGGGAAGACCGUGCUGGAAGCUAAAGUGGUCGAUAUUCAAAAGAGAAGAUAUCCCUCGAAGCAUUAUGUGUAUGUCAUUGAAGUUGUUUGGUCAGAAGGAACCCAGACACUCAUAUACAGACGAUACAGCAGCUUCUUUGAAUUUCAGUGUGGCUUACUUGCUAAGUUUCCAAUUGAAGCUGGAGAGAAGAAUCCUGCUGACAGAUGUAUACCAUUCCUACCAGGUAAGAUAAUAUGGGGCAGGAGUCAUGUUAGAAGUGUUGCUGAGAAGAGGAUGGGCCCUAUCAGUGACUACUGUCAGGCUGUGAUACGAUUACCAUCACAUCUAUCCCAAGACUCUUAUAUUCUUAAUUUCUUUGAAGUGAAACCUGAUGACAUCAACCCACAAGUGGCCAAGGAGGAGAAAUCCAAAAAGAAGGAGAGUGCCAAUGACAUCAGUGACCCAAUCCUAUUAGAGCAAUACACUGCCAUUGCUGACUAUAAGAAACAAAAGAACACUGAGUGCAGCCUUGCUGCUGGACAAGUUGUUGAAGUCAUUGACAAGAAUGAAAAUGGCUGGUGGUUUGUUCAUAUGGAUGAUCUUAAUGAAGGAUGGGUACCAGCCACUUACCUUGAACCAAUUUAUGGCCAGACUGAAGCCAACAAGUCAUUCAUGUUGGAUACACCAGAGACACACAUUACCACUAGCAAUUACAAAGCUAAGAAUCCUGAUGAGUUGUCCUUUGAGAGAGGAGUCAUUGUUGAAGUCUUUGAAAAAGGAAUGGAUGGAUGGUGGAAAGCUAAGUACUUGGAUAAAGAUGGGUUUGUACCAGCAUGUUACUUAACUAGGUACUAUGGGACAGUGAAUGAUAUCUCAGCUGGUGGACCAAUACAAGUGGUAUCCACAGCACAAGAGGCUGUGACUUCGACUCUAAAACCAGCAAACUCUUCAGCUCCUAAGCCUCAACGCUCACCCUCUCCCAUCAAAUCCAACAAACACUUUCCUUUUCCUCUCAAACCUGGCGUGGAUCCUUAUGCAGAAGAGCCAAUUUAUGCACCUACUCCAAGAAAAGAAAUGAUCAAGAGAGCUGAUAUUCGUAAAGUACCUCCUCCAGUCAUUCAGAAGCCAAUGCUAAAGAAAGGAUCUAAGCAGCAGCUAGGAAAGUCCUCUUCUUUUUCUGACCCUGAUGACGAUGCUUAUACUGAAAUAGACGAUUUUGUGAAGCCCACAGCAACCAAAAACGGAAGUCAAGAGGAUGAGGAUGACGAGGAUCCUCAUGAUUAUGAAAUGAUGAGUGAGCACUAUAUGACGAUUGGUGACUUCACUGCAGGCAUUGGAGAUGGACUCAGUUUCAAGUCUGGCAAGGAGGUCUCUGUCAUAACCAAGAACCCUUCGGGCUGGUGGUACGUUGAAAUGGACUCACAGGAAGGCUGGGUCCCCUCUUCUUAUCUCGAGAAGGUUUAUAGUCCUUCGAGUAUCGGACAAAAAGCAAACGAGAAAGCUAAAGAGACACCAGCAGUAGCAAAACCUCCUGAAGUAAAGAAGGUAUUAAAAAGCCCGCCAGUCAAGCAAAGAGGAGGAGGAGUUAAUGAUAGCAAACCUGCUCCCUCUGGUAUCAAGGCGAAAUUAAAAGAGACUUCUUCAGUACCACUAGAGUCUCAUAAGCCAUCAGUGGCUGCUAGACCAGUCAAGUCACCUGUUAAACCGUCAGUGAGUGCCAAGCCUAAGCCAGCCAUACCUCGUGUUGUGACUAAUGAUGCUACUGAUGGAGGGGACACUGGGCAGUCAUCAGUGGCUGCAAUGGCUGCUGCACUCUCCAAGGGAAUGGGAAAAAAGAGCACGUCACAGGGUGAAGUGAAAAGUACUCCGCCCAGACCAACAGUCCCAAAGAGGACAGUUCCUGUAGGAGCAGGUGGGGAUGCUUUGAGUAUAAAACGAGAUUCACUUAAGAGAUCAUCAAGUACUGAUGACAUUGAGAGCAAGAAGACUAAAUCCCCGCCUCCUUUGAAGCCACGCCCAAAUGAGCUCAUUCCGCCACCUCAGAGAGGGUAUAAGUCAACGUCAAGCAGUCCUCAGCCAAUGGGGAGGAAGUUCCUUAGGAAAUCGACAGAGAACCUUACCGAGAUUGAUAAUGACACACCCACUACUUCUCGGACUAGCUCUAGUAAGCCUGAUAAACCACAGCCACCUCCAGCUCGUAAACUCACACAAUCCGACACACAGACACGCCCUACACUGGGCGGAGCACGCUCGAAUCAGACUAUUAAACUUGGAGAGUUGGAGAAAUCUCUAUCAAAGAAGCCAUUGCCUGGUAAAAGAGGUGGGCCGAGUCCUCCAUUGAGAAAGAAUACAUCAACAGCAUCCAGUAAUGGGCCCCCCAAACGGCCUCAGACCGGACCUAAUAAAUCAGCACAGGCUAAAAAAGCCCCACCCCCAAGACCAGGCAAUAGUCCCGCCCAGUCUCGUAGGCCCUCACUACCUGGUAGCAGCUCUACUCAGUCUCGUAAAGCUUCCUAUGUAACGAUUGCAGACUAUUCCGGGGAUGAGGGCUCGCUUAGUUUCAGAGAGGGAGAGAAUGUUGAGGUUAUUGAGAAGAAUGAUGAGGGAUGGUGGUACGUGUCCAUUAAAGGUAACGAAGGAUGGAUACCCUCGACUUUCAUUGAGAAAACGACUAACGCACCAGAGAGACCAUUCAAACCUCCACAGCCUAAGCUUGCUGCAAGGAAGUCAAAAUCCAUCCCUAAACUAACAGAGAAUAGCUGUCGUGCCAUUAGUGAUUAUAACCCACCAGUGUAUGAGGAUUCUGGUAUCAGCCUCAAGGAGGGGGAAAUAUAUGAAGUAAUUGAGAGAGCUGAUGGUGGUUGGUGGUAUGUACAAUAUGGAGAUAAAGAGGGCUGGGCACCUUCUUCAUUCUUAGAGCCAGCUAACUAAAGGAGCUAUAACCGACCCUUUAUUGCUUACUGUUGUUUUUAUUUUAUUUUAUUUGCUCAUUCUUUUUAAUAUAAAUUGAUGUACAAGUGCAA
This is a messenger RNA of Amphimedon queenslandica, 3107 nucleotides long. RefSeq names its product SH3 and PX domain-containing protein 2A-like. The transcript has 12 exons. The record is from RefSeq and is a predicted model, not a curated record. Gene Ontology annotation, molecular function: phosphatidylinositol binding; protein binding. Gene Ontology annotation, cellular component: cytoplasm. The coding region runs from base 4 to 3015 and encodes 1003 amino acids. Lineage: Eukaryota; Metazoa; Porifera; Demospongiae; Haplosclerida; Niphatidae.